This is a messenger RNA of Prorocentrum cordatum, 1407 nucleotides long. The record is from the annotation of a GenBank genome assembly. NCBI's taxonomy places the organism in Eukaryota, Dinophyceae, Prorocentrales, Prorocentraceae.
GUACUUGCCUCCCUGCAGAGCGCGGCGGCCACGACAGCUUUCCAUGAUACAGUCAACUUUCUCUCGCGACGGCCAACCCUCGUCAGAGCCCGCACAGUCACGACGGACUUUGGUGGCUACAGCGCGGCGGCUCCAGGCGGUGGUCGUCCGAUCCUAUGCCUCAUUCUGAUAACAGCAGCUCUUACGAACCCCGAGACACCGAUCGCAGCCGCAGCGACAGUGCUGAAGCUCGCAGACAGCAGCACUAUGAACGCCCUCUUCGCCGCUCUGGUCGCCUUCAUCGCGGUGAGCGCGACCGUGAUCGCGAACGGCUUCGACGAGUCCGCGAACGACGUCGAGAACCCGCACGGUCUGAUCAAGAUGGUCAACGUCACUCUGGGCGUUCUGGCACUCGCCGUCACGAACCUGGCGCAGGUACGAGCAGCGGAGCUGGUGACGCGGCUGCCAUCUUGGAUACUUUAUCUCAUGCCGAGCGCGAGCAGCUUGCUCGCGAUGCUAAAAUGGUACCGAUUUUUCCUGAUGCUGAAGUCCGCGACGCUCCUCAUGCUGACGACCCUGCCGUCCCUGCAACUCCUGUGGCAAGUCGUGAGGCCUCCGAUCCACUGCAGGCGCAGGGCCCGUGGCGAAAUGCACAUGCUGAUGAUGGUCUUGAGCGCCGCCUUCGCGAAGCGGCUCAGGUGGACAUCGAUGCUGUACGUGUUGCCGCAGCUGUUGCUGCAGCCAGUGCUGCAGCCAAUGCGGCUGCUUCUCAACUACAAUCCAUCGCAGGCGAGCUCCGCGCGUCGUCCCUUGCAGAGCAGGCACGGACGCAUCGGCGCCUGGAUAUUCAAGCUCGCGAAGUUCAAGAAUUCCGUCAACGGCAGGAUCGUGCUGCUGUUGACCGAGCUGCCGCAUGCACCGCAGGCACUUGCCCCAUGGCUGGCAGACGCGAAGCUGCUGGCCGAGCUGGUGGACCUCGUCGGUGGCGUCGCGGCAAGACGGUUCACCCUGCGCGUUUUGGGCAGCAAACCUGAGGCCAGCACCCGUGCCACCGUUCUGGUCAGGAACCUGCGCACUUCUGCUGGAUGGCGCACGUUCCAGGUCUCCUUGACUGAAGGGGCCAUGGUCGCCAUGCGCGCAUCGACUGACAAGAGCCCCAACAUGGUCCGCGGCGAGGUGCAAUCUAAGAGGAUGUCCAAGCUACUGGAGGAGACGCACCCUACACUCACGUGGCGGUGUCGGCGAGCUCGGUGCCACGUGCUGGUCAACAGCGCGCCCUGCUGCCAGCUCGAGCCUCAGGGGCAGGACGAGCCGACGCGUAUCAGGUGGAACAACAAUGCGAUUGCGCAGUUCAAUAUUGACACGGCGACGACCGAGGAAGCCUUCAACGCCGCCUUCUCGGCCGCGGAGGUUCAGUGGUCCGGGUAA